AUGGUUUUCUUUCAACAGAACAACCCAAGGGAAAAAGAAAAGAAAGAAAAACAUACCGAACCAGCAAAGCCACCAAAGAAGGAACAUUCAGCUCCAACUGAAAAAGAAGUAAAAGCAAAAACUGAUCGAGCCAAGGAAGAGGCUGGUGCUGCCUCCACUAAAAAAGGUGUCCCUGGAAAGAAGGAAGAGAAAACAACGAAGGCAGUGGAGCAAGAAAUUAGAAAAGAAAAAUCUGAGAAGACUUCUUCAGUUCUGAAAGAUAAAGAGCCUAUUAAGGGGAAAGAAGUGAAGUUGGCAGCUUCCCUAAAGGAAAAAGAUCCUGAAACUAAAAAAGAUGAAAAACCAUCAAAAGCAGGCAAAGAAGUCAAGCCUAGGCCUCCACAGCCACAAGUAAAAAAAGAAGGGAAGCCAGAGCCACAAGUGAAAAAGGAGACAAAACCAGAACAAGCCAUCGUGAAACCAGAAAAGACUGUUUCUCAUGGUAAAGCAGAAGAAAAAGGUGUCAAGCAGGUAAAGGCCACCACAGUAGAAAAAACAGUUAAGCCUAAAUCAGCAAAAAAAGCUGAACAUCAAGAAAAAGAAUCUCCACAUAUAAAAACAGACAAACCAAAACCAACUCUAAAGGAAACAUCAGAAGUCAGAGAAGCAGCAGAAAAGCCUGCAAGAGUAUCAAAUUCUAAAGAUGUCCCAGCUCCAAAGAAAGCUGAAGAAGAAGCUGAAGAUGUGUCUUCCACAAAGAAGCAAAGAAGCCCCAUCAGCUUCUUCCAGUGCGUGUACCUGAAUGGCUACAAUGGCUAUGGAUUUCAGUUUCCGGUCACUCCUGCCCAGCGCCCUGCCGAGAGCGCUGCGCCUCCGGGUUCUCCGGCACAGAAGCCACAAGGACAGUAGGCCCGUGCGGGGCCAGUACAAGCGCUUUAAGACUGAGAAUAGCAUCUUCCAUUUGUCCACACUGGCACAGGCGACCGCAAUAAAGGAAUCCGGGGAAUUUCUUUGAAACUAUUUUACUGUUCCGCCUGGUGUAGAAAAAUCAGUGGGUGAGAGGGUUGAAUAAUCAGCACACAGGGUGAAAUCUGGCACUCAAGAAUCUGCCAUUCGUGUUUCUUGUUGGCCUAGGUGCUUAUAUGUUUCUACUUUCUACUUCCAUCACCCCGGGUUGUUCACAAAUUAAUUUAAGGUUUACUUAAUAAUGGUCUUUGAAAUGUAAUUGACACCAUUAAAAAAUGAAAUUCCUGACUUCGGUUAGGCAGGUAUUUUUAAGUGAAAACACAGACUAUGCUUUAAGUUUAAGGAGUACAGGAACUUAUAUAAAAGCUACUCCUUUGCAUCAUGGGUAUUGAAACUCAAUUUACCAAGAAGUUGAUGUGUAAUAAUUUUACUGUAUUUAUGUCCGUUUCUAUUUUAGUUGUAACUAUGCUCUAAGACCGGGUGACAGUUACACCAAAGAAUACUAUCAGUUUCUUAUGAUGCUCUUUUUGAGCUCAGAAUGUCUCUGAAAUUUAGACAUGACAAGAAGAAAUAGAAAUGUUUGAUAAAUCUUUAUCUCUAAGAUUGUAAUUAGGACAUUCUUUAUCUUGAAUUGUAUUUAGGACAUUCACUCUAGUGGAAAUACAGGCAGGUCUGGUAAAUGAUUUGUGUAAAAUACAAGCAAAUGAGAUGUAGAAUUUUCAGAUUUCUCCAGAAUGUGCUCUAAUGAAAGUAGCACCUGGGUGAAAUUUUACAUCAAUCGCUGCAUUUGGAUGACAGAUGCAAAAGUCUUUUCAUUGUACUUUAAUAGGAUCCUUCUGUGGAUUAAAUAGCUUUCCUUUCUCCAAAAGGAAAACUAUGAAUGCCAUCAAAGUUGAAGGAAUACAUUUUAUACAUAAGUGCCUCAUGAGAUGUCUUACUUGCUUUUUCGGGAAUUGGUUAUCAGUACCCAUGAAAUGAAUGACAGUCUUUAACUCACUUGACGACACAUCAUUGGGCAUGACUGUUGUGGCUUUGCCAUCUUUUGUCUCCCAGUGAAAUACACAGUUGUGUUCUUUAUCACAUCUUUCUAAUAAUUAUAGAAGUCAUGCUACUGUGAUCUUCUCAUGUUUACAGUUGCAACUCAACUUAUGGCAAAUUAACUCAGGAAAUAAAUUGAGUUAUUUUUUUCUAGCAUUCUACUUACCUUAUGGUGAGGGAGCCAGAGCCGAUACUAGCCAAAUGAUUUCUUUUCAAGGACUGCAACUAAGUUCUUUAAUUCCAAGAUUUAGAAUACCAUCUUACCUAAAUAUCAUUAGGCUAGGACAUCAAUAACACCUUCACUAUUAAUAAUGGAUUUUCAGUGACUUUUGUGAAAGAAGUUGGUCUUGGCCACAUGUUGGUGGACCUAACUCACACCACAAAAGCUAAUUACAACGAACCAAGAUUAAUGACACUCCUUACGGGGGCCUGGAAAGGUAUACUGUCAGGACUGACCAGAUGGUACCAGCUCACAAAGCCCCUACAUGUAGCAAUAAACACUUGUGGUAGGACAAUGCAUAGAGUUUAUUGCUCAACUGCUCCUCCAGCUUCUCUGAUUUAGUGAGUAAAGGAAAUAGCAAAUAUGAUAGUUUAGUUUAGUUUAUAGAACAUAAUGAUUUGUUCAUUAGUUCUUAUUUUCAAUGACUAUUUUUUUAUUGAGUACUUAGUCUCUCGAGCACUGGGCUGUAUAAGAAAAAUAUCAGAUAUAAAUUCUGUUACCGGUGUUAUCCUGACACAAUGUGUGAACUUGGAAUAUUUAUGAAGCACACUAUUCUUGUCUUCCAAUGUGUAAAGUAAGGAUUUCAGGACAACCAACCUGAUACACAGAUGUACUGUGGACACUGAUAAAAUAUCUUAUAAUGAAUAUGACAUCAAAAUUUAUUCUUAAAAUAAUAUUUUGGAUGUUUUUCCCUUUGAGUGAAAUGAGCUUUUCUACAUUAUACAAUAGUAUUGUUUCUUUCACUUUCAUUAUGAGAACUAUUUGAUAAAAGUAAAAUAUUAUAACUUAUUGUAACUAGAAUUUAGACAAACCCAUUAUGAUUAAUUGUUAAUAAUAAUUGUUAAGGCUUAUCUGCUUAGAGUUACAAUGAUGAUAGCACUUGAAAAAUAUUCACUAAAUUCUCAUCUGUUUGUAUGGUCACACCCAAUAAACUGUCAUUGGUUCUUUCAA
Molecule: messenger RNA, 3154 nt
Organism: Pipistrellus kuhlii (Kuhl's pipistrelle)
Lineage: Eukaryota; Metazoa; Chordata; Mammalia; Chiroptera; Vespertilionidae
Product: triadin-like
Exons: 22
Coding region: 1-888 (295 amino acids)
Cellular component (GO): sarcoplasmic reticulum; membrane
Molecular function (GO): signaling receptor binding
Source: RefSeq, a predicted model, not a curated record